Molecule: messenger RNA, 1635 nt
Organism: Fusarium oxysporum Fo47
Lineage: Eukaryota; Fungi; Ascomycota; Sordariomycetes; Hypocreales; Nectriaceae
Product: major facilitator superfamily domain-containing protein
Exons: 4
Coding region: 1-1635 (544 amino acids)
Biological process (GO): transmembrane transport
Molecular function (GO): transmembrane transporter activity
Source: RefSeq, a predicted model, not a curated record
AUGACCCAUAUCGAGACAACAACCAGCACUCGACCACCUGGGACAGAACUUCUCUACGAUAACGACAAUAUUGGAGCAUCGACAAACCAUCUGCAAUAUGUCAAGGACAAGCAGGGAAACCACAUUAUUCUUGUGCCCCAGCCUUCUACCACAGACCCAAAUGAUCCGCUCAGAUGGUCAAAAGCCAAGAAAUGGAUCGUUUUCCUUAAUGGCGUCUUCUACGCCUUUAUGGGAAGUGUUACGGGCCCAAUCAUGGCUGCGGGCAUGAUACCAUUGACACAAAAAUUUGGUGUUUCGCUGCAGAAGCUGACUUAUGCGAACGGUGCCACUUUGAUAUGUCAAGGUGUUGGGAAUCUCUUCUGGAUGCCCUUCGCUAUCAAAUCCGGCAGGCGACCAGUUUACUUGCUCUCUAAUUUAUUGAUGGGCGUAGCAUGUAUCUGGCUUGGCAUUGCAUCGAACGCUACAUACAUACCUUUCGUCAUCGGCCGCGCCUUUCUUGGCUUAUUCGAAGCUCCCAUCGAAUCGAUUGUCCCAACAACUAUAACUGAUACAUUCUUUCUCCACGAGCGUGGGGCCAUGGUUUCGAUAUAUGGUCUUUCCGUUCUUAGUGGUAACGAGCUCGGGCCUUUGUUCUCGGCCCUGAUCAUCCAGUACCUUAGUAUGGCAUGGGCAUUCUACAUUGUAGCCAUGUUCAUCGGCUUCAAUUGUCUCACGAUGUUUUUCUUCAUGGCAGAGACAAAAUACACGAACUCGCGCUUCUCGACAAGCUUGGAAAUUGUUGAGCAGGUUCAACCAGAUCCGAGAAAGAUCUGCGCUGAAAAUAUCGAGGAUAUCCGCAGAGGCUCGUGUAAUGACUCGGAAACCCAGCCUUCUGGUCCGCAGAAAGACAGCUAUCUCAAAGAGCUUCUACCAUUUCGGAAAGCCGACCCCGAGAUUUCUCUACUCAAGGUUUUCCUCCGACCAUUUGCUCUUGUGUGCUAUCCCACCGUGUUGUGGGCAUCCAUGACAUACGGUGUAUCGCUUGGCUGGAAUGUCAUAAUUGGUUCCACCGUGGCCCAACUUUUCGGAGAACAAUACGGAUUUGACUCUCAAGCCCAGGGACUAGUUUUUCUGUCACUGUUCGCGGGUUCAAUUGUUGGCGCAUGGCUCUGUGGUUCUGUUUCUGACUCUUGUGCUAACUACCUUACACGCAAAAACGGUGGUAUUCGAGAGCCCGAGAUGAGAUUGCCUACAAUGUGUAUGGGCACAUUAUUGCUGUUGUUUGGAAGCCUCAUGGCAGGUCUGACAUACCACUACCACUCGCAUUGGGCGGGACCUGUUAUAGGGUUGGGCGUAUUGACUGCGGGAGCGCAGAUUGGUGUUUCUCUUUCAAUGAGCUAUGCUCUGGACUGCCACAAGGAGCUCUCUGUGGAGUUGAUGGUGACAAUCGCAUCUCUGAAGUCCCUCAUGGCCUGGAUAUGGACAUGGGUGAUCAAUGACUGGAUUGUAAGCAGUAGCAUGCUUACCGUCUUUAUGAUAAUCGCCGCUAUCAAUGUUGCGGUUCAUUUGACGACGAUUGGUUUAUAUUUAAGGGGUAAGAACAUUCGCAUUUGGCUAUUCGAAAAGGAUUUUCUCCGGAGGUUUAAGCUGGAGUAG